UUGCGAUGGCUACGUAACGUAGAAGUUGUUCCGUGAUUUUUUCUGGUUCCUUGUUGAUUUCCUUAUUUUUGUUUACAUUUUAGUUUGUUUAAAAAUGUUGUAGGCUUUUGUUUAUAUCCCUAAAGUUGUCGAGCGUCGGUGAAACGGGGUGAAAGAUGAAAAACGCGAAAGUUAAAGCAAGACAAUGCAUGGAACGUUUUGGGGAUCAAGGAGGAUAUUUUGAUGUUGUUGUACGUCCAAUGUUGCAACAAGGACACGAGGGGGAAUUAUGUGGAUGGUUAAAAGAAAUGAGUUUAAUUAGGACUGUUUCUACUUGCCCCCACCCAGAAUGUAAAGGAAGAAGUUUAGCUUGGAAUCAAGCAAGAAUUGUAGACAAAUAUAGUUGGUCUUGCCCUAGCUGUAUGAGGAAACAAUCUAUUAGAGAAAAUUCUUUUUUCUUCGGAGUUAAAUGCGACCUGAAAAUGUGCCUUCAACUGAUAUUAGGAUGGUGUCAAAUGAUACCCAGCGAACUCACUGCCAGUUACCUAGAAAUAAAGAAACAUGUAGUUAAGAAAGUAUACGAAAGAUGCGAUGAAGUUUCUGAAAAUUAUGUAGCAAGUCAUCCAGAAGAUUGGGUUUUGGGAGGUCAAAGUGCAAUAUUAAUUGUGGAUGAAUUUCCUAAUGGCUACAUGACUGAGAAUCCAUCCGAUAUAACUACUGCUAAAAAGCGUAAUAAUAAUUCUCAUACAAUAGUUUGUAUAGCAGAAGCGAAUACUAUACCGACUCGUAUGUGGUUACAUAUGAUCGAAGCACUUCCGGAGCUGGUAAAAGUUGAUAAAGUGCAAGGAGAUGAUGGCAAAUGUGACAUGGUUAAAGAAGCUUUAAAAGAAAUCACAAAACACAGUGCACCUGGCAGUUAUAUCGUGGCUAAUAGCAGAGCUCGUUGUUGUAGCUACGAGUCAUUACAAGAAUUAAAGCAAUAUAAAGUAAUUAGUGUAGAACAAUUACAAAAGUUUGAUCCACCUGGAAAAAAUAAACUUCUUAACAAUCUAGAAACAAUUUGGCAAACCGGUGUUGAAAUUUGCGAAGAAAUUCAAGAGACAACCCAUAGCUUGGGACAACGUAUAAUAUCAAAGCAUUUAUGGAGACAGAGGUUUGGUACAUCUCCUUCCAUGGCAUUUCAGUACAUGCUUAAUCACAUUGCAGAAUGUUAUCGCUUUGUUUAAACAGUUUUAUUGUCAUAUUUUCACUAACUAUGAUGUAUUUUUCUACCUUAACAAGCAAUAUGAAAUGCUAGUGAAUAACUUUUUUCAAAAACUUUAUAAGGCAUUAUCUUUAAAUGAAUUGAUAUUUUAUAGGAUAGGAUGUUAUUUACCAGCCAUAUCGAUAAUCUUUAACAUCCUAAUUGCACAAGUUGCACAAAUGGCCUUAUUAAAGUUUAAAAAAGAAUGAAUUACUUAUAAGCAAAGUAUAAAUACUAUAGGAAAUAUUUUCAUAUAAACGAUAUCACGUUUUAUUGAAACACGCAUUUUGUGUCUUCCAAAUAUCAGAAUGUAAAUCAUUUCUGAAGUUAAAUGUUUAUAAUGAUCGUUAAUUAGUUAGAGUUCUAACAUUUAUACAAGAUAAACUUCAAUCUGUUAAAGUACUUUGAAAGAUAUUGUUCCCUUUAGAUUUCUCAUUUUUAUAUAAAUUUUAAUUGAAAAACUAGUUAAUGAAAGACUGAUGGUGAUCUUGAUGUAAUACCAAGUUACUGAUGCAACGAAACAGAUUAUAACGUUUGUCAUGACGUUAAUACUCAGAAUGUUUUGAUGAUACUGAUUAUGAGUUUUUUAUCUACUUGAAAUGUUACCCAUUCAAAAAAUUGUAGGAACGGAACUAGUUUAAACAGAAGUACAUAAUACCAGGUGCAAUUAGUACCAAUAUUUAAAGUAGAAUUAAAUUUUCAAUUUACGUUGUACUAUUAACACUUGUAACAGCUGUAACAUUCAAUGCUGAACUUGAAUUUUACCCAAAGGUUUAUAACAGUAUUACUCUAAAUAAUAUACUGUGAAUCGAUUAUGUUUUAAUAUAAGUACACGUUUAUUAACUUGUUCAAGUCGUCAGUCGGUUUUCCUAACUUCAGCUGAAAUUCACUGGAUCCAGUGACGUUGAAUAUUGCAGUUGUCAGCUUGUGAUAAAACCGACUUUGUGAUAUAAAAACGUUAAUUUUGUUCGUUUCUCGAAUCAUAUCAACGGACAGAAUGAACUAUGAAGGUUGUAAAAUUUUUUGAGAAGUUUUUGCGAACAAUGUGAUAAUUACGUUACUUCAUACCAUUUUUAGUAAAAAUGGUAUAUUAGAAGUUGAGGAGAUAAGAAAAUAAUCUCUAUGUUAUAAGUAUAUUGAAAUUAUAUUCGUGUGCGGUACGUAUUUUUUAUUCCCAAGGUAGUUGAUAAUACCGUUUUUAUGACAUUACGUAACGCUAUUGAGAAACACAAAUUUUUCAUUAAAUAUAUAA
Megachile rotundata (alfalfa leafcutting bee) is the source of this 2474-nucleotide messenger RNA. RefSeq lists its product as uncharacterized. The record is from RefSeq and is a predicted model, not a curated record. Lineage: Eukaryota; Metazoa; Arthropoda; Insecta; Hymenoptera; Megachilidae.